Messenger RNA from Oryzias melastigma (Indian medaka), 816 nucleotides. Its product is annotated as zinc finger protein 236-like. The record is from RefSeq and is a predicted model, not a curated record. The transcript is spliced from 3 exons. NCBI's taxonomy places the organism in Eukaryota, Metazoa, Chordata, Actinopteri, Beloniformes, Adrianichthyidae. The annotation marks the transcript as partial.
GUUGAUUAGUCUGAAGCCUUCCAGUCACUUUGUAUGCAAAUGUGACUCAACCUCCAGUUUGGAAGAGAAGCUCUGUUAAACCACACUUUUUCCAGCUCUGACAUAAGUUAUACUCAAGUCUUAAAAAAUACUACAGAAAAUAUACAUUGGAAAUGGAGACAUAAAAUAAGCUGAUUUUGUUAUAAAUCGCUAUCCUGCUGGAGAAUGUCCAACCUCACUGACCCCCCCGUUCAGUCAGAAGAGUUUUGGUUAGCAAAUCCAUCUGUGACAUUCUCCUUCUCUUUGUCUUUAGCGCCAUUAAGGUUUUAACCCCUAACUCUUCUUCACCACUCAGUCCCCACUCUGCCCUCCACCACCACCCCGUCACAUACCGCCGUGUCCCAGAGCCUGGUGAUGUCCUCGGGGGGCAUGGGGGGCGAUGGCAGCGUCACUCUGACCCUCGCAGAUGCUCAGGGGAUGCUGGAUGGCGUCACUUUGAACCUCAAUGCUCAGGGUCAGACCUUUCCUGCAGUCCUAAAUGAAUCUGGACUGUCAGGGCAGCCAGUCGCCCCGGGUCAACAGGUCAUACUGGUCAGUCAGCAUUCCCAGUCUGCAAGUGGAGCUUCUGGAAAUGGAUACAGAAGCUCAGGUCACGGCCUUAAAGGUGGGAAAGACCCUCAGAUGAACACUGAUAGCCGGAACCACUGCUUCUACUGUAAUGAGGUCUUCCAGAAUGCCAACGCUCUGCGACGCCACUGCAGACUAACCCACGGGAAGGACCGCUGUCAUGUCUGCAGCGUCUGUAGGAAGGCUUUCAAGCGAGCGACACACCUCAAG